This is a messenger RNA of Alternaria rosae, 1476 nucleotides long. RefSeq names its product chitin synthase III catalytic subunit. The record is from RefSeq and is a predicted model, not a curated record. The transcript has 3 exons. Gene Ontology annotation, cellular component: endoplasmic reticulum membrane. Lineage: Eukaryota; Fungi; Ascomycota; Dothideomycetes; Pleosporales; Pleosporaceae. Gene Ontology annotation, biological process: protein folding. The coding region runs from base 212 to 1210 and encodes 332 amino acids.
ACCGCCCCCAUAGUAUCCCUGACCCUCGUCGCACCCCACCGCGCCUUCUCUCGUUUCUGUUUACCUUGCGGACAUUCACUCGCUAAUCGUCCGCACCUUCCUCCGCAAUCACACUUCACUCACUUACCGUCCUCGACACCAAGCUACCGCCGUACACCGCGCCAGACCCGCCGCGACCCGAGCGACACCACACGUUUCAUAAUCCGCGAUCAUGGGCUUCGGCGACUUCCAGACGAUAUGCGAAAAGGCACCGAUACCACUUUGCGCGCUUGUGGGUCACCAGGAGAUCAACGAUGGUGUGGGCAUCCAGACAGAGUGCUAUGCGCGCACAAUUGAGAUUGCGAAUACCCUCAUUUUCGAGGCGGCGAACGACUUCAUGCACAUCUUGGCCAUGAUCAUGACCGUCGUCAUGAUUAUCCAUGUGCGCUCCAAGUUCACGGCUGUCGGUCGCAAGGAAAUCACAUCCUUCUUCUACAUCUACCUCCUUUUGACCAUCAUAUCGCUCGUCCUUGAUGCCGGUGUCGCUGCUCCUGGUUCUGCCGCCUACCCAUACUUCGCCGCCGCCCAGAACGGCCUCGUCUCCGCGCUAUGCACCUGUCUGCUGAUUAACGGCUUCGUCGGUUUCCAGCUCUACGAAGAUGGCACUACACUCUCCGUCUGGCUUCUCCGUCUCUCUUCGCUUGCCAUGUUCAUCGUCGGCGGUGCUGUGAAUCUCUUGACCUUCAAGGGCUGGGCUGGACUGGAACCUGGCAACCCAGUCGGCAUCUUCGUCGUUACCUACAUCGUCAACGCCAUCUGCCUCUUUGUAUAUACCGUCAGCCAGAUCAUCCUGGUUGUCGGAACACUAGAAGACCGCUGGCCACUUGGUGAUAUCUCAUUCGGUAUCUUCUUCUUUGUCAUCGGCCAGGUCAUUCUAUAUGUCUUCAGCGACACCAUCUGCGAUCAGGUUCAACAUUACAUCGACGGCCUCUUCUUCGCCACUAUUUGCAAUUUGCUUGCUGUCAUGAUGGUCUACAAGUACUGGGAUUCCAUCACUCGCGAAGAUCUCGAAUUCUCCGUCGGCGUCAAGCAACACAAUUGGGAGGUCAAGGAGCCUUUCCUCGAAGAGGACAACAAGCGUGGCACCAUGUACCAGGACUCCGACUAUGCACCAUCGCUAUACCAGCAACCGUACACGCGCAACUCGCACUAUUCCGCCGUCGGCCACUAAGCUCACGACAACAUCCCGCUUUAUUUUACUUUCGAUGAUACAUGUUUUGCGCAUACCAUUUUACGGCAUUGGGUGGAGUUAUGGCGCAUAUCAGCUUCGGCAAAAUGCUUCAGCACUGUGUUGCUUCUUGUGACAGCCUCUGGAAUAUUGGAGGAACUGGGAACUGCAAAAGCACUUGGUAAUGUGCUAAUAUGCCGUCUUUUGCAGACGCGAUCAUGACAUCUUAGCGCUUAUAUAGUAAUAUCAACUUUUUAAACCUUUCCGAA